AUGCUGAGCAAAUCUGCAGAAACGAACAUCACGUCGCACAUCGCCGUGACCCAGGACACCCCCGGGGACCUCAAGCUGGUGGUUAAGGAUUGCAACAACCUGCUCGGCGGCUCCAGCAUCAACCUGCGGAAGGGCCUCCUCACCAACCUGGUGAGCAGAAUGCUGAACUCUACUCUCAAGUCCCUUGUCCCUGCACUGCUCUGCCCGUUAGUCAACUUCUGGGUCCGCAUCAUCAACAUUAAUUUACAAUUCCUCAACCGCGUCGUCUCCUUCGGGCUCCUGGGGAAAAUCUACUCUGCGCUCUCCAAACUGCCCGUGACAUCCGAGCAUUUCGUGGAGCUGGAUCUGCAGGAUUCCCCAUUCCCAAGCACCUUCAUCGACUGGCUCCUCCAGACCGCAGGUGUCAAUCCCGGGAGCAAUCCAUAGCUGCAGGCUGGAAGUACGUGGG
Myiozetetes cayanensis is the source of this 448-nucleotide messenger RNA. Its product is annotated as BPI fold-containing family B member 4-like. NCBI's taxonomy places the organism in Eukaryota, Metazoa, Chordata, Aves, Passeriformes, Tyrannidae. Bases 1 to 426 code for a protein of 141 amino acids. The record is from RefSeq and is a predicted model, not a curated record. Gene Ontology annotation, molecular function: lipid binding. The transcript has 7 exons.